UGACGUACCUGAAGAUAGUUGGAGUAACAUGGCGGUGGUUGCGUUUUAACCAAAACACAGCGCAUUAUUUUCAAAAGGCUAAAGUUUUCGAGCAUAUAAUUAAAAUAAUUAUUUUUAAAAAGACAUAAGCGACAUUCUUCAUUUUUUCUUCUUCCAGUAACAAGUUUCAGUCAUGACGGAGCAGGCGAAUACCAGUCCAGUCGAGGGCGUCGUGAACCUCGACGAACCCAAGAAGAUGACCAGGGAGGACUGGAGGAAGAAGAAGGAGCUGGAGGAGCAGAGGAAGCUGGGAAAUGCUCCAGCUGAGGUGGACGAGGAGGGAAAGGACAUAAACCCUCACAUUCCGCAAUAUAUUUCAUCAGUCCCAUGGUACAUCGAUCCAUCUAAAAGACCAACACUAAAACAUCAGAGGCCACAGGAUGAAAACCAGAAACAGUUCUCGGCCAUUGGCGAGUGGUACAAGAGAGGAGUCCAGGAGAAUGUGGUCGUCACCAAAUUCCGAAAGGGUGCUUGUGAAAACUGUGGUGCCAUGACGCACAAGAAGAAAGACUGUUUGGAGCGACCCAGGAAAGUUGGUGCAAAGUUCACAGGAACAGACAUUGCUCCAGAUGAACACAGUCAGGUUCAGCUGCAGUUGGAUUAUGAUGGAAAGCGUGAUCGCUGGAACGGGUAUGACCCCGAGGAGCAUCAGCGCAUUGUUGAAGAGUACGCAAAAGUCGAUCUGGCUAAAAGGACUCUGAAGGCGCAUAAACUUCAAGAUGAGUUGGCCUCAGGGAAAUUGGACCAAAAUGAAUGGGAACACGACAGCGAGGACGAGGAUGAAGACAAAUAUGCAGACGACAUCGACAUGCCCGGUCAGAACUUUGACUCCAAGAGACGAAUCACCGUCAGGAAUCUGCGUAUCAGAGAAGACACAGCUAAAUACCUGAGAAAUUUGGAUCCAAAUUCAGCGUACUACGAUCCAAAAACCCGAGCCAUGAGAGAGAACCCGUACUCCAACACUGGCAUGAACCCUGAUGAAGUUGGGUACGCUGGAGACAACUUUGCUCGCUACUCUGGAGCUACAAUAAGCAUGGCUCAAACCCAGCUGUUUGCCUGGGAGGCCUAUGAGAGAGGCUCCGAGGUCCAUCUUCAGGCUGACCCCACCAAGCUGGAGCUGCUCCACCGCUCCUUUAGAGUGAAGAAGGAGGACUUCAAAGAGGAACAGAGGGAGAGCAUCCUGGAGAAGUAUGGAGGACAAGAGCACUUGGACGCACCCCCCCGGGAGUUGUUGUUGGCCCAAACUGAGGACUAUGUGGAAUAUUCUCGUCACGGCGCCGUUCUGAAAGGCCUUGAAAAGGCCGUCGCCCGCUCCAAGUAUGAGGAAGACGUCCUCAUCAACAACCACACCUGUAUUUGGGGCUCCUACUGGAAAGAUGGCUUUUGGGGAUACAAGUGUUGCCACUCGAUGAUCAAACAGAGCUACUGCACUGGAGAUACUGGAUUCAAAACAAACAAUUCAGACUGUGUUCCGUUUGAAGACGGGCCGAUUGAAAAUCAAGAGGAGGAACAGCCCAAGACUCUCCUGGAAAUGCAUCAAGACAAAAUGAAAGAGAAGAAGAAGAAAAAGAAGAACAAAAAGAACAAGAAGCGGGCCUCAGACAGCAGCGACUCAGAGGAUGAAGAAAAAAAGAAGGAGAAGUUGAAGAAGGCUCUGGACGCAGAGGACAAGCGAGUGAAGCAGGUCGAUGCAAUCAUGCAGCUGGAUGAGAGGAAGAGGCCCUACAACAGCCUGUAUGAAGUUAAGGCGCCCACCGAGGAAGAGAUGGAAGCCUUCCGCAUGAAGCGCAUACGACCAGACGAUCCCAUGGCGUCCUUCCUGGAUCCCUGAUCCACCACCAAAUCCAGAAAGACUCAGAAUAAACAAGUCAGAUGAAAACAGCAACAAUCCUGCACUGGAAGUGCUGAAAGAAUGCAUAUUUUUGUCCUCUGAAAUGAAUUUUCACACCUUUGUAGGACGUUUAGCCUUUGAAAAAACAUCUUGUCUUUGUUCCAUACCUUUAUGCUGAUGUGCAGAACAUGUCUGUCGCUUUCAACAUGAGGUCUGCUUUUUACAUUAAACAACAUUUUUGUGUAAAAAUA
Oryzias latipes (Japanese medaka) is the source of this 2121-nucleotide messenger RNA. RefSeq names its product SLU7 homolog, splicing factor (gene slu7). The record is from RefSeq and is a predicted model, not a curated record. Gene Ontology annotation, molecular function: pre-mRNA 3'-splice site binding. Gene Ontology annotation, cellular component: spliceosomal complex. Gene Ontology annotation, biological process: mRNA splicing, via spliceosome. NCBI's taxonomy places the organism in Eukaryota, Metazoa, Chordata, Actinopteri, Beloniformes, Adrianichthyidae.